Haplochromis burtoni (Burton's mouthbrooder) is the source of this 5279-nucleotide messenger RNA. RefSeq names its product thyroid hormone receptor associated protein 3a (gene thrap3a). Lineage: Eukaryota; Metazoa; Chordata; Actinopteri; Cichliformes; Cichlidae. Bases 1365 to 4091 code for a protein of 908 amino acids. Gene Ontology annotation, cellular component: mediator complex; exon-exon junction complex. The record is from RefSeq and is a predicted model, not a curated record. Gene Ontology annotation, biological process: positive regulation of transcription by RNA polymerase II; mRNA processing. Gene Ontology annotation, molecular function: DNA binding; mRNA binding; transcription coregulator activity. The transcript has 10 exons.
CGUUCGCAACAGCUUGUUAGCGGAUAACAUGCAUUUGCCUUGAUUGCUAAAGUUCCACCCUAGUUGCCAGAUCUGUGUUGUUAAAGUAAAAUUUAAAAACUCAUUCUUGAGAUCCAUUUUCAUCUGUUUUGUGUAGCAAAUCUUAUUGUGGCUGACUGGAAACACACUGUGUAUUUUUGUGUAUCUUUGAUUGCCAUCUGUAGGAUUUAAAGAGUUUGGUUUUCACAUGAAUAGACAGAGCUGGUGGAGCAUAUUAGAGCCUUUGAGUCCUACCCAAACUCUUGAGUCAGGCUCUGUAUCCACAGGAAAUUAAUAUUUGAGAGUUCAGCUCCCGGUUAGUGAAUUUAGUUAAGGUAGUCUAAUAUAAUAUUGCACAGUGGCAUAUGGGAAUGUUUUGUACCACAUUUCACAGUAUUUUGAAAGGCAUUUUGUGAUGUGCUUUUAUGUCGUGAAGCUUUGACUGAAGGGUUUUCUGCUGACUUUGAUGUGCUUUCGUAAGAAACAGUAAGGCUUCAGUCUGAUGCCUUUGCCGCUACUGGUAGAGUGACGCCUGAAUGGCAAUAAAAUGACAGGCUAGCUCAUUUCCUGGCAGUGUUACAGCUUGUAUUAAAAUUAGCAUAAAUAAGAGUUAUGGAAGGAAUUUAAUGGUCUACUCUUCCUGAAGCUACCUUGCACGUGUGCAAAUGGCUUUGUGGGAAGGCAAAACAGGACUGGAAAAGUGUGAAUGCACACCUUUGUACAAGUUUGAAAACAACAAAAAUGUAAAUACAAAAACAGAAAAAAGCAUAUCCCCGCCCACCCUCUGCGCACACACACACGCACGCACAAAUAAAUAGUUAAUUUCCUGCAUGUUUUACAUGGGCAGCAUGUUAGAACAAGAAACAGUUGUCAGGUUAAAGAGCAUUUAAAGGUGCAGGUUUGACAGUCUGCUGGGUGGAAACAUGUUGUCAAAUGUUGCCAGUGCGAAGCUUAAACUCUUUCUUUCCAACAUUACUUGAUCUUGCUAUAACACACUUAGUAAUUAGAGCCACAGUUUACAGAAGUACAUGGUCUGAGCUCUCGCUUGGCCGAUUUUUUACUCACUGACAAGUCAUAGCAGGAAGCUGAAAGAAAAUAAUAUCCACAACAAUUUGGUGGAACAGAUUUGCCAUGUGUGACACAAUAUUCUGUCAUUAAUCCUCUCCAAACGUGCUGAAAAGCCCUUUUAACUGGCAGGCAUAGAGUCAAAGAAUUCAGGCAGUAGUAGAUUUCCCACCCUUAUACGGUCCAUGUGACUCCCUGUUCCACCAGAGCUGGGCAGAGGAGAUGCAGUAUUUGUAGCUCGCACUGUGCAGUGCUGCUCAUUGCACUGCCUCUGUAUUCCAAUGAGAAAGCACACUAGCUCUAGAUCUCGGUCAAGGUCAAGAUCAAGAUCAAGAUCUUAUUCUCCAUCCUAUAACCGGGAGAAGAAAUAUCCGCGAGGUUACCAGAACAACCGGGACUUCCGGGGCUAUCACCGCGGCUUCCGUAGGCCAUAUAACUUCAGGGGUCGAGGACGGGGCUACUUCCCACGUGGACGCUACCAACGAGGUGGACGUGGCUACAAUAACAACAACUAUCAUCAGAACUGGAAGAAUUUCAGGCAGCAUCCUCAAAAACAGCAACAAAAUCAUCAGAAACAACAACAGCAACAACAUUGGCAACAGAAACAACAUCAAAACCAUUCACAAGGACGCUCUCAGAAACACUGUGGGACCUCCCCUCAUGGUCAAUCUCACCAGUCCGACAAAUCCUGUUCUCCUUUAUCCAGACACUCGCAGCAUUCUUCUGCCUCAUCACACUCCUCCUCUCCUAAAUGCAGGCCGGCCUCCCUGCUCGCUAACCAAACCUCAAAAGAUGUGAAAGAUGAGCAGCUGGCUUCCAAGGACGUUCAAAAGGGAGGAGAGGGAGAGGAUGAGUCAGGGGAGCGUGUUGAGUUAUUGGCAGGAGAUGAUAUAGAAGGUGCUGGCGGUGGGAAAACUGAGGGGAACUGGAAAGGCCUGACAAACUACAGCAGCAGUCCAAAGAAAAACAGUCCGCUGGCAGGCUCUGCUGCUACUGUUGGUCAGAGCAGCCAAACGGCUAACCAGUCUAGCCCCACUAAAAACACAGGCAUCACACCCAAUGGCACCCCCACCUGGCAGAUGGUGUGUGGUUCAUCCUCGGCUAAAAAACCUUCAAAUGAAGGUCUAAAUCAAAUCCUUUCCAGCUUUGACAUCUCCAAAGAAGACUACCUGGAUAGAGAUAAAACAGCAAUCUCCAUUGCAUUCAGGAAGUUUUGGGAGGAAGCUAAAGCUAAAGCUAAAUCUGCUUCAGAAAAUGCCAGGAACGCAGAAGCAAACUGUAUGGAAAUGGAACAAGAGAAAGUAAAUGGCAAAGCUUCUGUAGUUGUCUCUGAUUCUGUAUCAAGAAAAUACAAAGAGGAUAAUGAUGCUGGAGUGUCUCUGAACAGCUUUUUCAAAGCCUCACCAUUUCUGUCUGCUGAUGGGGAAGAAGAGGAUGAGAUGAUCAUUAAGCCUCAAUUUAAAUCACUUCCAAAAAAUUGGAAUAAUGGAGAAGUGUCCUAUAAGCCAAAGACCAAGGUCGCUCCAUCAGCCCGAGAACAGUUUGAAGAGUGCUUUGCGAAAUGGCAGAAGUUAGCUAAUAGUGACAAAGAUGCCACAGCAGAGGAGCUUUAUCUCAGUGGAAAGCAGGAUAAAACAGCAGCCACUGCCGCUGCCAAAAGGGAGUUAACGGGAAAAUUCAAAGAACUGUCCCCAGACUUGAUUUGUAAAGCCAGGAAGACGGCAGAAUCUCUAUCUAUCCCAUCUCCUACACCACCAUUGCGGAGGAACUCUGACAGAGACACGUUUGAGGUCAGAGUAGAGGACCCGCCUGUCAUGUCCUCAAGAAAACAGGAAGCAAAAUUUAAUGUUAGAAUGGAUUUCCUUGGAGAUAGCCUGAUAAGUUCGUCAGAUAUUUUAGCUGAAGAGCGACAGUUGUCUCAGGACCUUGUGCAGUCCUCUAAAAAGGAUCAGGAAUUUCGCUCCAUCUUCCAGCAUGUAAAGGCUGCACAGUUACAACGAAGUCCCUCUGAGCUGUUUGCUCAGCACAUUGUCACCAUUGUUCACCACAUCAAAGCUCAGCACUUUCCAUCUUCUGGCAUGACUCUAAAUGAGCGAUUCACCUUGUACCAAAGACAAGCUGCAGAGAAGGAAAUGAUGAAGCCAAGAAAAAGUCCAGAGAUACACAGGCGAAUCGAUGUUUCACCAAGUGCUUUUAAGAAACACCCUCAACUUUUUGAGGCGAUGAAAAGCUCAGAGGAUGGCACUUACAAGGAUGGAGGGGAAAAAAUCAAGGGUGACCCAAUGGACCUUCGCUUGGAUAUUGAACGCCGUAAAAAAUAUUCGACCCAUGAAAGAUAUUAUAACGAGGAUCAGGGAAGAGAUGCGGGAGAUUCCCCAGAUUCUAGCAGAGAGAGAUCUGUGGAAAACUUCCAUAAAUACCACAAGAAAUCAAAGAAAAGCAAGAAGAAGAAGAAACGUUCUCGCUCCACUUCAUCCUCAUCUUCCUCAUCCUCCAAAUCUAACAAAGAUGAAGGUUUACCCCAAGAGAAACCUGAUUCAAAAAAUGGAGACUUUAAUAAAAACCGACUGGGCCAAAGGGAAUCAUCAGGUUCAGCUGAAAGUGGACAUCCACAUGGAGGAUUUCAAGUAAGAAUACGUGGAAGGAACUGGAGCAAAGGGAACUAUCAGGGUAACAUUUCACAGAGUAAUCCUGUAAGCAUGGUUGUACACCAAAAAAGUGAAGACUGGAACCCAGAAUAUACUCCCAAGAGCAAAAAAUAUUACUUGCACGAUGACAGAGAUGAAGAGUCAGAAUCCAAGUGGACAGACAAUCGAGGUCGAGGGAGGGGAAGUUUAACUCGCGGAAGAGCGAGGUUCCUUAUCCGCAAAGCCACUGGAGGCCCCAAUAUCAUCUAUCCAAAAUGGGGCCUCGAUAAAUUCCAGGUCAAUGACGAGCAAGGUGGCAUGCAGAGAGAAGAGACAGAACAGGACCAUAAAAGGGCAGAAGUUGAUGGAGAGAACAUCUGAGCAGCAAAGGAAUCUGCAGAAAAUCUUAUCUUUUGUGUUCUCACAAGAUCUGACUGAGUGAUUUUAUCCAAUGGAUCAAUAAAUGCAGAUUAAAUGUUUUAAGAUAUUCCCAUGAAACAUAUUACUUUAAUUUCACUUCUUCAGACUUGACACAACCAUUUCCUACAUCAAGACUAGUAAAAGCGCUGUUUAAGAGUGAAAUGCAGUUUCUUGUCAAGUUUAAAGUUUUAUGCUUUUGCUUUAUUUUGGUAAAUUAAAAUCUCUUUCACGCAGCAUUAUAUUAAUAUUUACACUUUUUUGGUUAGGAUGGUUAGAAAAUAACUUGCAAUUUUGAAUUAACACAAAAAAGAACUGCAGAUUUUUGAUCAAAUCAGCUAGGCAACAAGAUAAAUUAUUGUACUGCAAAUAUAUUAAAAUCUAAUUUAAUUUGCAAACAGUGACUAUAUGUUAUGUUUUUCUGAGCUAUGUCUCAGCAAUAAGUAUGUUGUUGGUGAUGACAUAAAACACCACAGUCCAGCCAAUUUGGCAGAAAUAACACUGAUCUGACAAUGGGACCAAACUGCACAGGGUCAUAGAUUGUGCCCUGCAGUCUGUCAUUAUAAAGCAUACAACCAUUUUACAGCACUAGCUAAAAGCCUUUUAACAAGCUUGUGAAACAUUUUACUAUCCGAAUAGUAGCUUUAGCUUGUUUUUGGAUACCACUUUAGUGUAUAAUAUUGAUAUUGAUUUUCUUUCUGCAAAGACUUUAAUUUUGGUAUUUGUACUUGGCCACGCAGGAUUCUGAUUGUAACAGAGAAUUUGUUUUCACUGCUAUAGAUUGUAUUGUCAUUUUUAUGUUUGCAAGCUUUUAUUUAACCAAACAGGUUUUAGCAGUGAUGCUAACUGUGUGCAACUGUUAACGCAAUGAGAGAAGUAGUUAAAAAUUUUAGUAUAGAGUCUAUCCAAGUUUGUAAAACAGAACAGGAAUGUUUAUUCUGUGCAUAUCAAUGUUAUUUGUUUCUAGGCUCAUUUAUGCAAGUACAAGUAUACCUUGCUGUGGGUGCACUGGUCUUACUUGCGUAUGUUAUAGGCCUACAGAUUAAAAUUUUAAGGUUGACUUCUUAGGGAAUAUUGCAUAUUUUAAAUAGUUGUGGUCACUGUUUUUGUUUUCUUAGAGACUGUAAAUUAAAGAAACACUGAUUACUUUGA